Messenger RNA from Cydia pomonella (codling moth), 2067 nucleotides. RefSeq lists its product as uncharacterized. The record is from RefSeq and is a predicted model, not a curated record. Gene Ontology annotation, biological process: snRNA transcription by RNA polymerase II; snRNA transcription by RNA polymerase III. Bases 135 to 1715 code for a protein of 526 amino acids. Lineage: Eukaryota; Metazoa; Arthropoda; Insecta; Lepidoptera; Tortricidae. Gene Ontology annotation, cellular component: snRNA-activating protein complex. Gene Ontology annotation, molecular function: sequence-specific DNA binding. The transcript is spliced from 9 exons.
ACUUUUGAUUCCCAUCUUGUCCAUUUUAUAUUAAAAUUCGGCUUUGUUGUUAAAACUUACAAUUUAUACCAUUGUUUGAAUAGAACGUAAGAUAAAUUGAUAUACCCUUACGCUACGUACGGACCACUUUCAAAAUGCCGCGUAAUCCAAUAAUACAGGUGUACAUAGCAGAAGGGUUCGCAGAUGACUGUGAGGAGCUUGUCCACCGCUGCUCACGUGUGGACCACCUCAACUACCCGACAUUUUGCUCACAUUACAAGGAGAUGAACUUUGCUACGGUGUAUCAACACAGAUCAACAAAUGCCGAGAUAGGUGAGCUGUCAGAGGAAUUGCUGCAAAUAGCUAAACACUACAUGGUUCGGGAUACAAGCAACUUUGAGGAAUCAGUCGCCGGCCUAUUCCUCGUGUAUGCACUCCUGAACUUACAGCCCUUCCCGCGCUUCGCUGCACUCCGUAUUGUACAGGACGACCUCCCCGCAAUCGCGCGCUUAGAGCGAGUAGCGCGGCGUGACAACCGCCUCGACGUGUUGUAUGUGUUGGCGAACGUGCUAGUCCGGGGGCCGGUGCAGUUCCAUGCGGAAGCGAGGCCGAGGGGCAUGGAGGCCGCCUACAGAACCAACUUGGAAGGUUUCUGCAACAUCGAUGCCCAUGGCGUCCGUCCUAAAGGUGUAUAUUCGCGACAAAACGAGGAAUUGGACCUUUUGAGAGACAUGAACAGCAUCUUCGAGCGCUACUCUAAGGCUAAAGCGCAAAUACCAGGGUUUCAGCGUCGAGACAUCAGCCAUAACUUGGCGAUGGAGCUGAGCGAGUCGCUCAAGAGGGUCAUUAAUGGCGUCACAGAUGAUCCAGAAGAGAGCUCCGUCCUGGACCACCACGAUUCUGUGCAGGAGAUAAAGAAACGGGCGAUGCGAAACGCCGUGUCCACCGUGAGAUUUUUAGACUCUACCGAGCAGAGGCAGAAAACGUCGACGCCAGCUGGAAGCAAAGAUGGUGCGAAAAGGCGCAAAAGUUCAAAAAAAUCACCGAAAACAAAAUUAAACUCGAGCAGUUCAUCUGAAGAGGACGAAGAUGAUAAGGAAAUAGAAAUUCUAGCAAAAGACGUUAUGAGUCAAGCUAGUUUUAGAGAAAUUAUCAAAGAUAAAGAAACACAGUUAAAUAUAGAUUCUCUCCCGCGUUUACUAACUACGGAAAGUAAUGGAAAAUUAUUCGAAAUUGAAAUUAUAGAUGAAAUGAAACAACCAUCUUUACCUGUUUUAAAUGAAAAUGAUGGGAAAAUAGAAAUUGAAAUAAGUGACCAAAUGAAUUCCAGUGCAACGCCUAUAAAUAGUGAAAAUGAUGGAAAACUCGUUGAAAUUGAAAUCUCAGAUAAAGUGACAAAUCCAAAUGAGAUAUCGUUUGAAUCUACAGUAAAUGACAGUACCGUUGAGAAAGAAGUUACAGAUAGUACAAAAAAACGAGUUAGAGAAGUUGAUGAAACAAAAGAUGAAAAUGAAGAUAAAAUAGACAGACCAAAGAAAAGAGGAAGACCGAAGAAAAACGAGAAAAGUCCAACGAAUGAAGGGAAAAAAACAAAUGAUGAUCUAUUUUUGCAGCCAUUAAGAGUAUCUCCUAGACUUAAGACGGUGUUAAAAAGAGACCAGAAAAAACCUGUAUUGAAAUCGAAGUUUAAGAAAAUGGGAAUGUUGGAAUUAGCUAAUUUUGAAGACAAAAAGUAGCCUUUUGAGAAUCAUUCUAAGUUGUUCGUAUUAUUUGAAAAUCUUUCGUAUGAUUGUAACACAUCUAUGGGGCCCUGGUACUCUGAAAUAAAGAUAUUGUAUUGUACUGCAAGGCAGUAUUAGUUAACAGGAAUUUCCUCCCGCGGAUGCUCCGGCUGUGGAAUGAGCUCCCUGCCGAGAUUUUCCCGAGGAUAUACAGUAUGGGGUUCUUCAACAAAGGAGUGUACAGGUUUUUAAAGGGUCGGCAAGUGCUUAACAUCAGGCGGGCCGUAUGCUUGUUAUCCACCGUCGUGGUACAUAAAAAAGUGACAAACUUAGUUAAUAAUAAAUAAAGUUACUUUUGUUAUACAAA